Molecule: messenger RNA, 1161 nt
Organism: Penicillium brevicompactum
Lineage: Eukaryota; Fungi; Ascomycota; Eurotiomycetes; Eurotiales; Aspergillaceae
Product: putative aryl-alcohol dehydrogenase Aad14
Exons: 1
Coding region: 1-1161 (386 amino acids)
Source: RefSeq, a predicted model, not a curated record
AUGGAGAGUCUCUUCGCUCCCGCUCCUGAGCCUGCCACCCCACUGGGUCGGUACCGUGUGCUCUCAUCCACAGCCGGCGUCCGCGUCUCUCCCCUCCAGCUAGGUGCCAUGUCCAUUGGCGAUUCAUGGAGCCAGUUCAUGGGCAGCAUGAACAAAGAGCAAUCGUUUGCUCUUCUCGACGCCUUCGUCGCCGCAGGUGGCAACUUCAUCGACACAGCCAACAACUAUCAAAACGAGCAGUCUGAGGCCUGGAUUGGUGAAUGGAUGACUGCCCGCCAGAACCGCGACCAGAUGAUCAUCGCCACCAAGUUCACCACCGAUUACCGCAGCCACGCCCUCGGCAAAGGCAAUGCUCCCAACUCCUGUGGCAACCACAAGCGCAGCAUGGUCCUCAGUCUCCGAGACUCCCUCCGCAAAUUGCAAACCGACUUCGUCGACAUCCUCUACCUGCACUGGUGGGAUCACACCACCUCCAUUGAGGAAAUCAUGGACUCCCUGCACACCCUUGUCGAGCAAGGCAAGGUCAUGUACCUCGGUAUCUCAGACUCACCCGCGUGGGUGGUUUCUGCUGCGAACACGUACGCACGCGCGCACGGCAAGACCCCAUUCUCUAUCUAUCAGGGACGUUGGAACGUCAUGCGCCGAGACUUUGAGCGCGACAUCCUACCCAUGGCGCGGCACUUCGGCAUGGCCCUUGCGCCGUGGGAUGUGCUCGGCAGUGGACACUUCCAGACUGCGAAGCAGAUUGAAGCCCGCAAGCAGGCGGGCGAGGGACUCCGCAAUGUCUUUGGGGCUGAUCAGACGGAGGACGAGAGAAAGAUCUCCGAGGCGUUGGCGACCGUUGCUGCCGAGCAUGGUAUUGAGUCUGUGACUGCUAUUGCGUUGGCCUACGUGCUUAGCAAGGCGCCGAAUGUGUUCCCGCUUGUUGGUGGGCGCAAGAUCGAGCAUCUCCAUGAUAAUAUCCAGGCUUUGAGCAUUCGACUUACGGAGAAGCAGAUUGCCUUCUUGGAGUCGGCGACUACUUUCGAUAUUGGGUUCCCAGCUAACUUCAUUGGCGUUGAUCCUGCCGUGAGUGGCCAGCCACCCCUUUUGAUGGCUGCGUCUGCAACUAUCGAUUAUGUUGAAGCGCCUCGCGCUGUUGGUUACGGUCGUACCAACUAG